AUGUCUCCCCCAAUUGCCACCUUCAAUGAAUUUGAUGGCUACACCAGAACCAAAGACCUAAAGGGCGCCUUGUUAGCCAAAAAUGCUACUCUCAAUGGUCGAGACAACCAUACCAAGCUCCUUGAUGACUUUGGUGGAAAAUGGGACUCGUUCAAAUUUGCUCCCAUUCGAGAGUCGCAGGUCUCUCGCGCGAUGACCAAGCGCUAUUUCGGCGACCUCGACAACUACGCGGAAUCAGACGUUGUCAUCGUCGGUGCAGGCUCUUGCGGCCUUUCCGCCGCCUACACUCUUGGUUCAGCACGACCAGAUCUCAAGAUUGCAAUCAUCGAAGCUUCCGUCUCACCCGGUGGUGGAUGCUGGCUCGGUGGUCAACUUUUCUCCGCCAUGGUACUGCGAAAACCUGCAGAGGAAUUUUUGAAUGACAUUGGCGUUCCCUAUGAGGAUGAGGGCAACUAUGUUGUCGUCAAGCAUGCUGCCUUGUUCAUGAGCACCCUCAUGAGCAAAGUCCUUGCUCUUCCAAAUGUCAAGCUUUUCAAUGCCACCUGCGUGGAGGAUUUGAUCACUCGUCCCACAGCAGAUGGAGGUAUCCGCGUAGUUGGAGUUGUCACGAACUGGACUCUCGUGACCCUACACCAUGACAACCACAGUUGCAUGGAUCCCAAUACCAUUAACGCACCACUUGUCAUUUCUACAACUGGCCAUGAUGGACCAUUUGGUGCAUUCUGCGCUAAACGUCUCGUGAGCAUGAACGCCAUCGAGAAAUUGGGUGGUAUGCGUGCACUCGACAUGAACAGCGCAGAAGAUGCGAUCGUCAAAGGUACCCGCGAGGUCUCUCCCGGGAUCAUUAUCGGCGGAAUGGAGCUGUCGGAAUAUGAUGGAGCCAAUCGUAUGGGUCCGACUUUUGGUGCCAUGGUCUUGAGUGGUGUCAAGGCAGCAGAGGAAGCUCUCAAGGUCUACGACACUAGAAAGGCUGAAUGUGCCGAAUAG
Molecule: messenger RNA, 987 nt
Organism: Exophiala aquamarina CBS 119918
Lineage: Eukaryota; Fungi; Ascomycota; Eurotiomycetes; Chaetothyriales; Herpotrichiellaceae
Product: thiazole biosynthetic enzyme, mitochondrial
Exons: 3
Coding region: 1-987 (328 amino acids)
Biological process (GO): thiamine biosynthetic process
Source: RefSeq, a predicted model, not a curated record